Molecule: messenger RNA, 2392 nt
Organism: Cryphonectria parasitica EP155
Lineage: Eukaryota; Fungi; Ascomycota; Sordariomycetes; Diaporthales; Cryphonectriaceae
Product: delta-12 fatty acid desaturase
Exons: 2
Coding region: 443-1924 (493 amino acids)
Biological process (GO): lipid metabolic process
Molecular function (GO): oxidoreductase activity, acting on paired donors, with oxidation of a pair of donors resulting in the reduction of molecular oxygen to two molecules of water
Source: RefSeq, a predicted model, not a curated record
GAAGCCCUUGGAAUUAAAAAAAGCCGAGCAAGAUCCUCUCGCCUCAGGACUUGAGUGGUUUCAGGAGAAAGAGCGCUUCCUCUCGAGCUUCCUUUUCCCAAGGUCUCCUUCCUUGCCUCCCUUCUUCUCUAGGCCCAACAAUAGGUUGAGACGACACGACACCAAAAUAUCGGCUUUGACUGCCAACCCUCUCAUCCUCAGUAUACCGUGUUACCUCCUCCCCUCUGGCCCACACCUAAAGCAGAGAGACAACUCAUAUACUCGGUCCUCCGUCCAUUCACAAAAUUAACAAGAGAACACGUUUCUGGAUUAAACGCUCGACACUUCAGCAGCUUCUAUCCCUCCUUCUGCGGCGUCAGACAAAUACAAUCUCACACUCGCCAUCUUCUUUCUCGCCUUCCUUCCUUUUCAGUACCAAUCAUUCCACAGCUUGCUCGACAAGAUGUCAUCGACAGCUGUCUCGGCCAGAGGCCACCCCGCCAUGAAGAGGACCAUUACCUCUACCACGGUCGACUCUGAGUCGUCUCCUCCUACAGCCACCGCCUCCCCUUUCGACUCGCCCCGCCCUUCGGCCUCGUCGACCUCUCUCUCCUCCAUGUCCUCCCUUGACGCUGCCAGCGCCAACAAGAUCUCGUAUGGAAAGCUGAUUGACACGCACGGCAACACCUUCGAGGUCCCCGACUACACCAUCAAGGAUAUCCGGGACGCCAUUCCCAAGCACUGCUUCGAGCGUGACGGCGUACGAGGGCUUGGCUAUGUCCUGCGCGACAUGGCCUGCAUAGCCGCCACCUUCUACCUCUUCCACAACUUUGUCACCCCCGACACCAUUCCCUCCACCCCCGUGCGCGCCGCCCUCUGGGGUCUGUACACCUUCAUGCAGGGCCUUUUUGGCACCGGCCUGUGGGUCCUCGCACACGAGUGCGGCCACGGCGCCUUCUCCCCCUCCAAGCUCUACAACAACAUUGUUGGCUGGGUCCUCCACUCCGCCCUCCUCGUCCCCUACUUCAGCUGGCAGAUGUCCCACAGCAAGCACCACAAGGCCACCGGCCACAUGGAGCGCGACAUGGUCUUUGUCCCCCGCACCCGUGAGCAGCAGGCCGCUCGCCUGGGCAAGCUGGUCCAUGAGCUGUCUGAGCUGACCGAGGAGACCCCCAUCUACACCCUGACCAUGCUCAUUGGCCAGCAGCUCAUCGGCUGGCCCAACUACCUCCUCACCAACGUCACUGGCCACAACUACCACGAGAGGCAGCGUGAGGGCCGUGGCAAGGGCAAGCACAAUGGUUUCCGUGGCGGUGUCAACCACUUUGACCCCCGCACGCCCCUGUACGAGAACAAGGAUGCCCACCUCGUGGUGCUCAGCGACAUUGGUAUCGGCCUGGCCGCUACUGCCCUGAUCUACCUCGGCAACACCUUUGGCUGGUCCAACAUGCUGGUGUGGUACUUUAUCCCGUACCUCUGGGUCAACCACUGGCUUGUCGCCAUCACUUUCCUCCAGCACACCGACCCUACCCUGCCCCACUACACCGGUGAGGAGUGGACCUUCGUCAAGGGUGCCGCCGCCACGAUCGACCGUGAGUUUGGUUUCAUCGGCCGCCACCUUCUCCACGGCAUCAUCGAGACCCACGUCCUGCACCACUACGUCAGCACGAUUCCCUUUUACCAUGCCGACGAGGCCACCGAGGCCAUCAAGCCCGUCAUGGGCCGCCACUACAGGGCUGAUGUCGCCGACGGCCCUGUCGGCUUCAUCAAGGCCAUGUACAAGAGCGCGCGUAUGUGCCAGUGGGUUGAGCCCAGCGCUGAGGCCGAGGGUCCUGGUAAGAACGUUCUGUUCUACAGGAACCGCAACGGCCUGGGCACCAAGCCCGCCAAGAUGAGCCCGAGCGAGGGCCAGGCCAAGGCUGGCAUGAUCAUCGGCGCGGACUAGGAGCAGUUCGGCAGCCUGGACGAAGCUUUGUUGAAGUGAUGUGGAAGUCUCUGAUGUCUUUAUGUCUUUUUUCUUUUCUUUCUCUGAGUCAUCUCCCUUCUUCUCGAUCCAUGGUGGUCAUGGCCCUUGCGUCAUUUGUGUGUUGCGGAGAAUACUGUGUAUUUGGGUGCGUAUUAUCGUCAGGUGAACACUGGUUGCUCGAGAAUAGGGACUGGCCAACAAAAACAUGGGUAGACAAUCUUGUCUACCCUCUCGACAAGCGGCUGGGGAAUGCAUGGCGCGCAGGGUCAUGAGCAAAGCAACCAGCUAGAGGAAUAGAAACGGGAACGGCGCUUGUGGUGAACUAGAGGAUAAACGAUGGGGAGCAAGGAAAGAAAGAAAAAACCAAGAGAAGAGCAGAAACGCAUAGACAAAAGGAGAAGGAGAGACAAGCAAUCGAGACGAAUAGAGAAUUUGCGAUAUGAUACC